Molecule: messenger RNA, 4736 nt
Organism: Rhineura floridana
Lineage: Eukaryota; Metazoa; Chordata; Lepidosauria; Squamata; Rhineuridae
Gene: SQOR
Product: sulfide quinone oxidoreductase
Exons: 10
Coding region: 332-1684 (450 amino acids)
Cellular component (GO): mitochondrion
Molecular function (GO): FAD binding; sulfide:quinone oxidoreductase activity
Source: RefSeq, a predicted model, not a curated record
AGGCUAAAAGGUACUGCAUAAGCCCAGGCCAGAGUCUGCAAUGGCCAAACUGCACCAGCUCGGCGCCCCGGACUUAGAUGGGCAAGGAAAGGUGCCGAGGCGUAAAGAGCCCUGGAGCUUUGACCGGGCGAGAGACAGCGGCGCUUGUUUACCUCCAGCUCCAGCCUCUGCCGGCCCCUCCCGGCUUUCCCUCGGAUAGGCGACAAGAUCGGCUCUUGCGCAACAGGUGGAGGGAGGCCCCAGAGCGAGCAGGCGGGCAGGCAGCGCCGCGAUUCUGGCGAGCGGGGCUGGGCGGCUAGUCGCUUUCGAGCUGAUUUGACACAGACCAAAGAUGGCGACAAUUGGAUUAAUAUCUUCCUGCGCCUGUGCCCGUUCAAUGGUGCCUUUACUUAGGACGGGAAUUCAACCAAUGAGCUCGUCCCAAUUGCACACAACAGCCAGGUCUGCCUCGAAGGAUUACUACGAGGUGCUUGUGCUAGGGGGAGGCACCGGCGGGAUCUCCAUGAGCGCACGGAUGAAACGGAAAGUGGGUGCUGGCAAUGUGGCGGUGGUUGAGCCUCAAGAGAAUCAUUAUUAUCAGCCACUCUGGACUUUGGUUGGAGCUGGGGCAAAACAGUUGGCACCUUCUUCGCGUCCAACGGCCAGUGUGAUUCCCUCGGGUGUAAAGUGGAUCCAGUCCAGAGUGCAGAAGCUGGAUCCAGAUAAGAGCUGUGUCCAUUUGGAGAACAACCAAAGGAUAUCUUACAAGUAUUUGAUCAUUGCCCUUGGGCUCCAGCUGCAUUAUGAAAAGAUCAAAGGCUUGCCUGAGGGCUUUAACGCUCCUAAAAUAGGUUCCAAUUAUUCCAUUCGCACAGUAGAGAAAACUUGGAAAGCUCUGCAAGAUUUCCAGGGAGGAAAUGCCAUUUUCACCUUUCCAAACACCCCCGUGAAAUGUGCAGGGGCACCACAAAAGAUCAUGUACUUGUCAGAGGCGUACUUGAGAAAGACUGGAAAACGACCGAAAGCCAAAAUAAUCUUCAAUACCGCCCUUGGAGUGAUUUUUGGUGUUCAGAAAUAUGCUGAUGCUCUACUAGAGAUUAUCAAAUCAAGGGACAUUACAGUUAACUAUAGAUGCAACCUUGUUGAAGUUCGAGCUGAUAAACAGGAAGCAGUCUUUGAAAAUUUGGACAAACCUGGAGAGAUGGAAGUUUAUCAGUAUGAAAUGCUUCAUGUCACUCCACCCAUGGGACCCCCUGCGGUGCUUCUAAACAGUCUGGUUUCAGAUGCAGGUGGCUGGGUCGAUGUAGACAAGGAGACAUUACAACAUAAGAAAUACCUAAAUGUGUUUGGGAUUGGAGACUGCACUAACCUCCCUACUUCAAAGACGGCUGCAGCUAUAGCUGGCCAGUCUGGUGUACUUGAUAAAACUAUUUCUUCUGUAAUGAAGGGCAAAACUCCAACUAAGAAGUAUGAUGGAUACACCUCCUGUCCCCUGGUAACAAAUUACAACCGUGCAAUCCUAGCAGAAUUUGAUUAUAACGCUCAGCCUUUGGAAACGUUUCCUUUUGAUCAGAGCAAGGAGCGGUUCACAAGUUUUCACAUGAAAGCUAAUAUGAUGCCUUUUCUUUACUGGCAUGGACUACUCAAAAACCAAAGGCGGCUUACAUAUGGUUCCCAGGCACUGACUAGACCUGACACUGUUUAGCUUCAGCAGCGAGCUGGCCUCAGAUGCCUUUCAGACUCACUAAUGAACCUUAAUGCACAAGCCUUCAUUUGCCUUAAAACAAACUACCACCUCCGAGUCUCUGCCCUCGGCAAUAAAAAUGGUCUACUUUACAAAGCUGCCAUGAGGGCUGCUGAGAAGGUUUGUGCUUUGAACAUUCAGAAAGCAUUCUAUAAAAUGUCACUGAGUGUACUAACUCCUUACUUCUCAGUAUGCCAGCUAGCUGUCCUUUUACAAAGAACUUCUUGUAUCUAUGUCUUUGUAACAAAUAUAAAGUAUUCUACACUAUUCAAUGAAAAUCAGGCUCUUUGUAGCCUUUUCUAUCUGUAAAUGGAUUGCAGGAUUUGCACUAUGAAUGUAUUGUUCCACACUACUUAAGUCAACAUUCCGUAGAUAGCAUCCAGCUAAGUAGGAACUGUCGCAACCAUCUGUUUUCUGUCAUUUGUCUGCAAUUACAUUUUCUUCUACCUGUUGGGGAGGUGUCAUGGCUCAGUGACUGAAUAUAUGGCUUGUAUGCAGAAGGCCCUCGAUUCCAUCCUAACAUCUCCAAUUCAAGGAGUGAGGUAGGAGGUGGUACAAAAGCCUGAGAAGCUGGACAGCAGUUGUCUGUCAAAAAGAGACAAUACUCAGCUAGACCAAGUAGUCUGGCCAGGUAUUAGGCAGUCUCCUGUACUUUUGAUAAUAUAGUUUACACAAUAAAAUCUCUAGUAUGUCUCUGCAAACAUGAUUAGUGUCAAUAAAAAGCAUAAAAUAAAUCACAAAAGCUUUAUCGGUGGUAGAUGCUUUUUAAUCAAGGCCACAUUUUAGAGACUUGAGUCAGCAUGAAGCUAUUUAUUAAAAGCAAAGGGAAAAAGCUUCAUAGAAGUUGGAACUUUACUGCCAAGCCAGGCAUGUAUAAGAAAAAAAUAAGUUAUUGAACAAGCGUCUUCUACUUCAUAAGAAUCCUCCAGCCACUUGUCUAUCUCUGUCAAAAGAAGAAAACUGUACUGUGAGUGACUGCUGCAUAUGCUUUAUAAACACAUUAAACAAGACAGCAUUAGAUGAGAAUCUCAGAGCCUUUAAAGUUUUUUGAAGAAUCUACCAACCAGCCCACCAGUACCAAUUGUUCAGACCGGUAGGAGUUCUUGCCUUAGGGAAAGAAGGGGCAAGCAACCAAGCAGAGAACAAAAAGCAUGACAGUUCAAUUAUUUCCAGUUGAGUAAUGUUCUGGUAUGUUAGCCUUUUGAAGCAAGAUGGUUGCUUAUUCCUAACUGCAGCUUAAUUACACCCAGCCCAAGCACUCAAUAGUGGAGUCAUCCCUCUAGAAUUUAAUUGUAUUAUCCAUUGCCACCUUGGGCUUCUUCUGGGAAGAAGGGCGGGAUAUAAAUUUAAUAAAUAAAUAAUCCACACUCAAGUAGAAACUAGACCCUCCAAUGGAAACUAAAAUUAUUUUUCCCAUUAAGCUUUUACAAAAAACUCAAUGGAGUUUUGCUGUUGGGAUGGAUAGUGCAUCACAUGCACUUAAAAGAGUUGGCCCUUUUCUCCAAACCCCUGAAAACAGGACUACUAUAUAUUUAAGAGUUGCGCAAUAAGCAGAAAUUCAAAUUUCACCCCUUUAUUACAUGCUGGAGAUCUCUAUUCUGUUCAGUAUUAUAGCUGUUUGCCAUGGGGUGUUCAAGGUGCAGAAGAAGUGAUGUGGAAAUUUUUCCAGUGCUUUAUUUUUGUUUGCAAAAUUUCGUGCUUCCUAAGUUCGCUUGUAACAAUGAAUGGAUGCCAGUUACAAAUAAAUAUUAAGCAAGCAAUACUUUGGAACACUGACAAGUUUCUCUUUUUACAUGCAACGAUCUGCAACUCAUUUUGCCCCCAUUCUUAAGCACAAUUCUUACCAGCAGUUCUUCCAAGCUGUUCUGAGUAUGUUCAUAGACUUGAUUAAAGAGCUCCUCCCUUGAUUUUCUUCCAUCCAAUUGAACUGAAAUAUAAAACACCAUCAUUUGAAGAUGGAAGAAAUUUUGUUGAUGAAAUAAUCUAGUUAUUUUAAGGAUUGCUAUUUUUGUCUUUGCUAGGCACACAGAUCUGCAUACACGAUGCAUUUUUAAGUCUGGUCAACAGGAGUUAGGAAAAAAAGGUAGACGGUUAAGAUUCACAAAGAUCUUUUGCCUGAAGAAAUGCUGUUUUGUUUUCAUGAAGACAUACUGGUGUAUUUAAUAUUCUUCAGACCCCCACCCCCACCCCCACCGAUUCAUAGGUAACACAAGUAAUAGUUUGUUGUUACAUACAAGAGCCUUGGCCUUGCAUAUCCCCCCCUCCUUUCUGGACACAAGGGGAUUUACAAUUUUCAUUCCCAGAUAUUCCCAAACCUAGCAAAUGGCAAGUACAGUUUCUUAAUAAACUAGGAUACGGAUUACAGAUUACCAUAAAGUUAAGUGCCUGCAGUGAGUAAAAUUGCCUCCAAGCAACUAAUCAAGUUCACCCAACCUCCUAGCCCGAGCAAAUAACAUCCUACCCCCAUUUCCAGUUUGAAAGCUUGCUCUGAAUCCUGGGACAGAGAGGUCAGGUCCAGUCUCCAUGUGACAGAGGCCCAGCAUGAAGCUAGCUAACUUUCCUCCUGCAGCCCCAGCCAUUUGAAGCUGCAAAAGGGAAGCAACUUAUGCUUGGUGGAAAAUGAAUACUUGAAAGUAUCUUACCUGACAGGAUAAUAAAACUGGCUCCCACAUCCCAAUUUAAACUUACCCACAUCAACAUUAAGGUCUUCCAUUAGCUGCUUAUGUUUGAUGUACAUGGGCCAGACGUGACCAUCAAACAAUCCAGGUGGAUCUGGUACAGUGUAAUUCCUUGAACUAAACAAUGGGGGGGGGAGAGAAAUCCACAAAUUUCAACUUGAACUUGGAUUACUAUGCAGUAAAUUAAAGAGCCCUUUGCCUAUGCCACUGGUUCCCAAUGGAUUACUUGAAAAUUGCUGAUGGUCUUAGCGGACCAUGAUUUUUCUGCCUUUUGUAGCAAUUGUAGUGUGCCGUGCUAGAUUCGGUAUGAUUUUAAAUGGUUUUAAUUGUUGCUU